This is a messenger RNA of Rotaria socialis, 1041 nucleotides long. The record is from the annotation of a GenBank genome assembly. Lineage: Eukaryota; Metazoa; Rotifera; Eurotatoria; Philodinida; Philodinidae.
AUGUCUGACACUCAAGUUUCGAAUGAUUCCGGCAACAGUUCAUUUGGUGGCAACUCCGACAUUCUGAUACCGCACGCUGCUCGCUUUUGGAUUCUUCUACCACCCGAUAUUGCAUCUACCUUAUGCACAUUUGUAACUCUCAUUUAUAUUUUUAAAAAUCAAAAAGCACGUUCAAACAUAAAAAAUCAUGUUCUCAUAAUUUUGCUUCUUUUUGGCUUGGCUAUUCAAUUAAUUGAUGUACCUUUCUACCUUAACUUUACUGUGCAUUCGGCUGUUAUUCCAGCAAAUCCAUCAGUUUGUCAAAUUUGGAGUUUCGUCGAUAUUGGUUUGUACAAUGGAACAAUCAUUCUCAUGGCUUGGAUGUCGUUUGAACGACAUAUUCUCGUAUUUCAUGAUCAAUGGGUGUCAACAAGAAAAAAACGAAUAAUCAUACAUUAUAUACCAAUAUCUUCGAUAAUUUUAUAUGUUUUUAUUUAUUACAUAUAUGUUAUUUAUUUUUAUCCAUGUAAACAUGAUUAUGAUUAUGCAUCCAUCUAUUGUGGCUCCUCCACCUGUUAUACAGACAACAAGAUUUUGAAUUGGUGGGAUAUAUUUGCUAACAGUGUCAUACCGUCCUUACUCGAACCAUUUAUUACAUUGAGUUUUCUUUUUCGAGUAAUCUGGCAGAAGCAUCGCUCACAUCAGCCGAUGCAAUGGCGUAAAAGGCGAAAAAUGACAAUUCAGCUCAUGGGGCUGGCGAUUCCAAAUUUCUCUCUGAACUUUCCCCUGAGCGUUUUGUAUAUUGCUCAGCUAUGUGGUAUGCCGUUCUACAGCGAAUCCGAUGUUACAUCGUACAUGUAUUUCUUUUGCUACUUCAUUACUUUCAUAUUUUCAUUCAUUUGCCUUAUCUCGAUAGUUGAUGUAAAAAAAGUAUUUCUAGAAAAAAUAUUUCACCGACAACGACAGCCAUUAACACGAUUCACAGUGACAGUUAAACCGCAAGGCUCUAGAACAAUUAUGGCCACUCAAAUUCCACUGAAGAAUUUUAAAAUUCAAUAUUAG